AUGCAUUUCUGUAUAACUGGAGGGUCGCGCGGACUGGGGGAAGCUCUUGCUGCGCACAUUCUUCUGAACAACCACGCCGUGACAGUGGUGGAUAAGGUAAAGCCUUCUAUGCACUGCGCGUUUAUCCAGCACGACUUUAAGGAGCGCUUCAAGCGCCGCAUUUACUGCGACGUCCUCAUACUGAACCACGCCACGUUCCACGGCUUCAAGUCCUUCCAAAGCAUUUCGCCCCUGCAGGCGCAGGAGUAUAUGCAAAUAAAUGUGCACUCGCAUCUGGACCUUCUCAAGACGUGCACGUACAAAAAGGUCGUGUACAUCAACAGCGUGCUGAGCAUAGCUGCGUUCCCCAACACUUCGAUGUACUGUGCAUGCAAAAGCUUUAUGCACGCGCUUCUAGAGUCUUUCCGGCGAGAGGGGUGCUCCGUUCUGGCGGUGUACCCGUACAAAAUCGACACUCCGCUGUUUCAGCGCGUAAGGUCCCCGUACACGCUGAAGAGGGGGUAUGUGGCAAAGCGCGUUUACGAGGCUGUUUUGCGCGGAGACACGCACCUGUACCUUCCCUGGGUGUUCAGGUACUCGUACGUCUAUGCGCUGCUACCCACAUUUCUGCAGGACUGGGUUGCCAGGAUUUUGUACUAUUGGAUGGUGCGGAAGUAG
Nematocida major is the source of this 657-nucleotide messenger RNA. RefSeq lists its product as uncharacterized. NCBI's taxonomy places the organism in Eukaryota, Fungi, Microsporidia. The transcript has a single exon. Bases 1 to 657 code for a protein of 218 amino acids. The record is from RefSeq and is a predicted model, not a curated record. Gene Ontology annotation, molecular function: oxidoreductase activity, acting on the CH-OH group of donors, NAD or NADP as acceptor.